CAGGCCACAUCAGUAAUCUGGGGCCCCAGCCUCCCCCACACCAUAGAGUCUGGAGGACCCGAGGCUAGACAGGCCCCAAUGAGCCCAUCUCGACGCCUCCUCCAGGUUCUUGCUACCACAGAGUCCCGGGCUCCACACCAUAGAGUCCGGAGGACCCGAAGCUAGACAGGUCCCAAUGAGCUCAUCUCUCUUCUCGCUACCACAGAGUCCCGGCGGCCCCGCAGGUAGAGCGGCCAGCGGGGGAAGCCGCUCUCCCUGAGCUCCACACCAUAGAGUCCGGAGGCGCGACGGAGCUAGUGUCCUCCCUGCGGGCCAUCGCUGGACACCACAGAGACCCGCGGGGCUGCGGACACCCCCCAGCUCGCGCUUGACGGGGCAACUGCGCCGCUCCCCCCUUAAUUAGGGUGACGCGGCGCCGGAAUCGCUCCAGGCUGGGUCCUGAAGGAUGGAGCCCACGGAGGCAGCCCAGGCCCCGGAGGGGAGGAAGAGAUUCACUGUGCAGUCACAGGACCCUGAACAUACCAUGGUGAGACCCAUCUUCAAAUCUUCUUGCUCUGCAGCAGAGCCCAGGGCCCCUGCCCUACCUGGGGCCACCUCCUAUGCCGAAUACGUCGUCAAACAAGUCUCUGCGUCCUUGGCCUCCAUGCCAGUCUCCCGGCCUGCCAGGGUGACGGCUGCAUCAUCGGAGUCCAGAGCGGGAGCUGCCUCAGGAGCGCUCCGUCCAGGCACUGAGACCAGCACUGUACUCCCUGCUGCCAGUGGGGACUCGGACCCCAGCCCCACGCUGAAAGCGGGGCCCAAGAGCAACUGCAUCAUCGUCAGUGCUCGCCAGCGGGGGAACCCCAUCCUGAAAUUUGUGCGCAACAUUCCCUGGGAGUUUGGCGAGAUCGUCCCUGACUACGUGCUGGGCCAGAGCACGUGUGCCCUCUUCCUGAGCCUGCGGUACCACAACCUGAACCCCAACUACAUCUAUGAGCGGCUGCAGCUCCUGGGGAAGACAUACGCGGUGCAGGUGCUGCUGGUGCAGGUCGAUGUGAGGGACCCGCACCAGGCACUGAAGGAACUGGCCAAGAUGUGCAUCCUGGCCGACUGCACCCUCAUCCUGGCGUGGAGCCCCGAAGAGGCCGGACGCUACCUGGAAACGUACAAAGCCUACGAGCAGAAACCAGCUGACCUGCUCAAGGAGAAAGUGGAUCAGGACUUCCUGUCCAUAGUGACGGAUUGUCUGACCAGCGUGAAGUCAGUUAACAAGACGGAUGCGCUGAGCCUUCUCUCAACAUUUGGGUCUCUGGCGAACAUUGCACAAGCAUCCAAGGAGGAUCUCUCCCUCUGCCCAGGCAUUGGGCCCCAGAAGGCCAAGAGGCUCUUUGACACCCUCCACGAGCCCUUUCUGAAGAUCCCCAAAUGAGCGGAGCACUCCCCCACAGCACUGCCAGCAGCACAGACAAGCAGGAAUAAACAACCCCCUUUGCCCAGCAGGCCACGUGUCCCUGCCAGCACGCCGUAUGCUGUCUGCUAGGAAGCCAGGGUCUUGGGGGACACUUAGCAGCACCAGGAACCAUCGCCGAGCUGUUUCUGCGAGUCUGGACUUUGACAAUAAAACAUGCUGUGUAGCAUCGCAGGUUGGCCUGGCCACCAAACAGCAUCUCACGUGGCUUUGGGUCAUGGAGUCCUCCUGCCCAAGCUGUGUAUGCCCCUAGGGAGUGGGGGGCUCAUCAAACCUCACUGCCAGAUAAUGGGUCAAGCAGAAACGUGGACACAGCCCCACCUGGUAGCAGGGCAGCAGUUUUUAGCAUCUAGGCUUCCCAUAUCCUCCUGGGGAGGGGUGCUGGCUGGCUGGCUCAGGACUCUCCGCCUGGGGAAGUGUGAGGGAGCUGUUCCAGUCCCCUCCACCCAAUGCACUGACAGCAUGUGUGGUAGCCUGCAGCCUCAGGGGCAUGCACUGCAGGUGCAGGAAUACAUGUGUGGGGGAGUCCCCUGCUGGGGACCCUCACAGCCCCUUCCCUUGCUCCACUGCCACAUGGGCCGUGAGCAGCCAAUAGCUUCUAGGGCAACCAGGGGAGAUUUGCUAGAGCAAGGACUGCAGGUCUCUGGGGUUAAAGCACUGCCUUGAUGCCAGGAGCUGGAGUGGGGGUGGGGAAAGCCUCCCACCCUUGUGUGCUAUGGUCCCAGCAGGGAGUGGUCAGAUCUGUAGGGUAAGCGCUAGGGCCUCAGCUUUGAAACAGUCUGUAGGAGGAACCCUUAUAGGGGUCUGACUCUUCACCACCCCCUAGAUUGGACCUCUGGGCUUUCAGCACCCCUGCUUCACCCCGUGAGCUCCCUUCAGCACGUCCCACUGAGGCAGAGCCCUGAAGGAGACUUGUACGUUUUCCAGGGAUCACUGGAGCCACUCACAGCGCUUUCAAACCAGCAGGGGUUAGUAGCCAUGCGGAACACAGCAUAGGAAGUCCUUAGGUUAGCAGAGAGAAGUGUAGAAGUGCAGGGACUGGGUCGCAGAAUGUAAGGCCGGGUCGCAGUGGCUCUGGGUCAGCACCGCACCCAGGAUGUUAAAAGUCCUGUUGGUGGUGCUGCCCGGCUAAGGCAGACUAGUCCCUACCUGUUCUGACCCCGCGCUGCACCCCAGAAGCAGCCAGCAGCAGGUUCGGCUCCUAGGCGGGGAGGGCCACAGGGCUCUGCGCGCUGCCCCAAGCACCGGCUCCGAGUGGGGGGCGGUGACUGCAGGUGAGAGCAGCACGCCUCCGCCUAGGAGCUGGAUCUGCUGCUGGCCACUUCCGGGGCGCAGUGUGGUCUGUGGUGCCAGGACAGGCAGGAAGCCUGCCUUAACACCCCGGCUGUGCCGCUGACCAGGACCUGCCCAAGGUAAGCCUGCACUCCAAUCCCCUGCCCCAGCCCUGAACACCCCCCCAAACCCAGAGCCUCCUCCUGCACCCCAAACCCCUCAUCCCUGGCCCCACCCCACACACCCCAACCCUCUGCUCCAGCCCUGAGCCCCUCCCACACCCCGAGCUCCAUUGGGUCAUGGGGUGUGGGAGCAGGGCCAACUGGGUUGCCAGAAAAAAAGUCUGAAAGCCACUGGAUUAAAGAAUAGGCCAUGGGGGGUAAUCAGAACCCCACCAAGCUGUAGUAAAUCCUCUUGUUCAAGCUCAGUCAUCCCUCAGACUCCAGGUGUGCCCCCAAGAGCUUCCCACGGCCUGGACUUAGCCCCCACCUCGCCGAGCUGGGGAGAGGCAGCCCAGCCCCAUGUGGAGAGGUGGGGGAGUCGGUUUCUCUCUGGGUCCUUGGCUGCUAGAUGUCAGUGUCCAGGCCCAGUGUCCAGAUGCUCCACUAAUGGGGUCUAUGUGGGCCUCGAUCACCCUAACAGCUGGUUACAAUUCACCCCUGUGGCUUACCCUGCCCUGAGAGCAAACAGUCCCUUUCCACCCACGGGGGAAACUGAAGCACAAACAGGCCUCAAAAACAUUACAAAAAAUCCCCAUUUUGUCUCAGGAGUUACUAACUCCAACCACAGCCACUGCCAGACCCCACCGUCCCCCACACACCAGGGAGCUGCUCAAGCUGCCAGAGCUGAGAGAAGGGCAGCAGCUGGGGCAAGUCACAGGCACCAUGGGAGCAGGGUAGGGCUCCAGGGACACCUCCAGAACCAGGGCUGAAACAAGUGGAUGGUUGUGGGAGGGGAUCUCUCAAUUCCAGCACAUGGUACAGCAUAACAGCAUCCCAGGUUUAGCUCACCAAGUUAUACUGAUGGAGUGUUAGGGUUUAAAUGAGGCAAGUUAAAUAAAAUACCUCCUGUGAGCUUGGGAGAGUGGCA
This is a messenger RNA of Malaclemys terrapin pileata, 3808 nucleotides long. RefSeq names its product ERCC excision repair 1, endonuclease non-catalytic subunit (gene ERCC1). The record is from RefSeq and is a predicted model, not a curated record. The transcript has 10 exons. Bases 446 to 1408 code for a protein of 320 amino acids. Gene Ontology annotation, molecular function: damaged DNA binding; single-stranded DNA binding. NCBI's taxonomy places the organism in Eukaryota, Metazoa, Chordata, Testudines, Emydidae. Gene Ontology annotation, biological process: mitotic recombination; UV-damage excision repair; nucleotide-excision repair. Gene Ontology annotation, cellular component: nucleotide-excision repair factor 1 complex; nucleus; ERCC4-ERCC1 complex.